This is a messenger RNA of Drosophila grimshawi, 880 nucleotides long. Its product is annotated as NADH-quinone oxidoreductase subunit B 2. Gene Ontology annotation, biological process: mitochondrial respiratory chain complex I assembly; aerobic respiration; electron transport coupled proton transport. Gene Ontology annotation, molecular function: 4 iron, 4 sulfur cluster binding; NADH dehydrogenase (ubiquinone) activity; quinone binding. The transcript is spliced from 2 exons. The record is from RefSeq and is a predicted model, not a curated record. NCBI's taxonomy places the organism in Eukaryota, Metazoa, Arthropoda, Insecta, Diptera, Drosophilidae. The coding region runs from base 121 to 801 and encodes 226 amino acids.
ACGACCAGCUGGUCACAUUGCGAAGCACACACAAUGUUUACGUUUUCACAAGAAGAAGCAUCUCCGCGGCAGCCCUGGUUUUAGUUUGCAAAUUACAUAAAAGUCUGACAAAAAAUAAAUAUGUUGCGACAAGUUGCUGGAACCACGUUCGCCAAGCUGCUGCGUGCCACAAACAGCGCCGCGAAUGCAUCGACAACAAUAAAAACGGGCACAUUUGGCGGCGCCCUCAGCACGGUGCUCGCACGCCAGCAGCAAACGAUGCCCGUCGUCGAAUCGUCGAAAGAUGCUCUGCCCAAGAAGGGUUAUUCGCCAUUCGGCACCAAACAGUCGAGCAUGGCAGAAUGGUCGCUAGCUAGAUUGGAUGAUCUGCUCAAUUGGGGUCGCAAGGGCUCCAUUUGGCCCCUUACCUUUGGCUUGGCCUGCUGCGCCGUGGAAAUGAUGCACAUUGCUGCACCACGCUAUGACAUGGAUCGCUAUGGAGUUGUUUUCCGUGCCUCGCCUCGUCAGGCGGACGUCAUCAUUGUCGCUGGAACGCUGACAAAUAAAAUGGCACCGGCUCUGCGCAAAGUCUACGAUCAGAUGCCCGAACCCAGAUGGGUCAUCUCGAUGGGCAGCUGUGCGAAUGGCGGUGGAUAUUAUCACUACUCAUACUCGGUGGUGCGUGGCUGCGAUCGCAUAAUACCCGUCGACAUCUACGUGCCCGGCUGCCCUCCCACUGCGGAGGCUCUCUUGUACGGCGUAUUACAGCUGCAGAAGAAAGUGAAGCGCAUGAAGACCCUUCAGAUGUGGUACAGGAAGUAAGGAUGGAGGCUAAGCCCACGAAUUGAAUAAGCGAAAAGUGUUAAAUAAAUAUUGUAUGCAAAUACGAGUAUAGUCAAUA